UUCUAAAGAAUACAAACAUUGUAACUAUCUCACUGAAAUAAUCAAAGCCUAGCCACUUCUACUUUACUUUGUGGGUGCAAUCCAUCACAAAGUAAGCCCAAUUACAAGUUGUUCUCCUUUCCAUCGUUUCAUAAAAUAUGAGUUCACUAAACCUUCCGCAAUUUCAAUUCAAAGCUCCACUUUGCACUACAGAAAUAUCCUUCUACCUUUUCAAGUCUUCAAAUAAUAAUUUAAUAUUUGUUCAUUUCAAUGGUUAAAAUUCUCUUAGUGUUGGGAAGUUAUGAAGUUUGAACACUCUGAAGUAAAAAGUCAUAAGUCGUUCACUUGAUUCUCCACCGCGGAUCGAAUCUUUAUCACUUAUAGUCACCAUUGUAGAAGCUUUGGUUUAUGCUUAGAUAAAAAAAUAUUAUUCGUCAUAUUUUACAAGAAAAUACAUACACGUCGUUAAGUACAUUAACUUUAAAAUACAUGUGAGCAAAUAAUGAAGUUUUCUUAAUUGAUUUGGAUGUUAGAUUCGAGUUAGCAAAAGCUUCUGAAGAAUAUUUGGAUUUACAUAAGAAUUAUUGGUGAUUUCUUUAGAGAAAAGUAUCAACAAUUUAUCAUUAGUGCUUCUAGGAUAAGCAAAAGCUUUGAACCAUUGAAACAUAAGUUAUCCUUCACUCGCAUGUUUAUAACAACAUAAACAAAAGUAUAAAGUAGUUUUGAAAUGUAAAUUCAAAAGGAUUUGACCAAUUGGCCAGGUGCAACGUUAGGAUAUGUGACAAUGAGUUUAAAUGUUCUGAAAUGAGACCUCGUGCCGAGACACAUUUUAAGGAAAGCAUUCAUAAAUUAAUAUUAGAGAAUUAUGUAUGUUACGUUUAAGUUAACAAUUAGGUAGUGAAGUUUUACGCCAAAGACUAAUAUUUGUUGGCCUAUGAUAAGUGUCAAAAUAAACCUAAAAUGUUGUCAUAACUAUUCGACUGCCCCCGAUAAAGAAGGCCUUCCUCAUGUUCUGGCCUUUCAAACCGCGUAGAGGCCAAUAUUCAUCGUCGUUUGGUGCAACAUUAUAACGUUUUUAUGAAUACCAUUAAUACAUAUAUCCAACAAUCGAGAUCGUGAGAUAACAUGGACGCCACGCCUACUAAUGUUUACAUUUAUGAGCAAGAUAAUGAAAUUCAUCAGACCAACUAGUCGGAUAAAAAAACGCCAUAUUCCAUCGUGAGUACGGAUCAUUCUAUUGAUGCUCAUUUAAAAGAACUUGAUGAAUUUGUUGGGUUGUUGGACGUACUAUUUUAAAAUAACGUGUCAUCAGCUGUCGAAUCUACAUUUCUAACGAUGAAAUGUCAUAACUCUUAUAAAUGACUCAAACAGAUCGAGUAAGACAAACGUAAACAAUUCCGAUUUUUUCAUAUUAUACGUUAUUGUUAUUAUACCAAGUAAUACCCGACCAAACGGUCGGUCACGAUGCUACUAUAGUGAGCUCUUGGUGUGGAAGUAAUGAACUGGUUUUGAGAAUGACAUUCUUAAUUUCAUAAACAGACUAUUUAUGAUCAAAAUGGACAAAGUAAAUCAGUCCAAACAAAGCUUUAAAAGAUAUUUAUUGCAUUACCUGUUUUAUGCGAAAGAUGCCACUCUAUGAAAGACAGAUACGGCUCCAAUCCUACCAGUGUGCUUAUUGGUCUGCUUCGUCCAAAAUGAGUGUCUGCCAGUGCCAGAGGUUGCUGUUCGACAUUUACUAUGAAUCUGAUGUAAACUCCAACGGACGAGUCAAUUCUCUAUCUUCACAACGUGCUGGCAUAAAACUGCAGCAUAUCCUGCGUGCUAUAGGAUCUUCUGACUCCGACAGCCAACUCAUUUUCGAUUCUUUAGCAGGAAGGAAUCUACCGUCCACUUCCUCGUCAUGUAGUCGCAGUCGGAGGCAAUAUGCUUAUGCUGGAAUGGUUGGAGCUGAGGUUGACGUAGAUCAUUGUGCGCAAUCCAAUGACGAGUAUGUUCUCGUAGCUGACCUGUGAGCACGAUAGCCGGGUUGUCUUCGUUGAUAGCAAUGAUCGGUGUAACGGCAAAAGCACUCUACUAACUCAUGGCCACAAUCAUGGUUUACAUCGUAUGUAGGAUACAAGACUUGGCAUCUGUUUGAAGGACAAGGAACCCUUCAUCUUCAAGUCUCUGCUUUUAUAGAGAAAGGAAGGAGCCAAUUUGGGAGACAACCAUAGAUUAUUUCUCUCCGUAGACCCUCUCGCAUGGAUACAGCUAAGUACGAUGGUGGUUGAGAUGAAGUCUCGAUGGACAUUCGACUCUCACAAAUGAUCGUGUUAGUCCAUCACAACUUCGAAGCAAACAUGCUAUGGUGGCUAACGAUUCCACCAACACGAACCAUAAAUAAGGAAUCCCGCU
This is a messenger RNA of Linum trigynum, 2373 nucleotides long. Lineage: Eukaryota; Viridiplantae; Streptophyta; Magnoliopsida; Malpighiales; Linaceae. The record is from the annotation of a GenBank genome assembly.